ACCAAACAACCAAACAAUGGAUCCUGAUACUGCUCAAGAUGUGUCGACUGGGCCACAGUCACCCGAGCUUGUGGUCCAGGGAACUCAGACCUCAGACCUCGGCCACAACUUGGGAGUUCAUCUCCCGGGGUACCCAGACCCAGAACACAAUCCGGGAGGCGGUCUCCAGCGGUACCCAGACAGUCAUUGUGUACAUGGAGCACCACAGAGUAUCAGAACCAUCACCUGGAGAGGGCAGCUUCCACCACCCAGGAACCCUACCCACCCGAAGGUGUAUUCAAGGAAGGUGUUCCUGGGAGGAAUCCCUCACAACAUCACUGAAGGUGCCCUCCUAGAAGAAUUUGGUGGGUGUGGGCCCGUAAAGGUCGAGUGGCCCCAUCGAUCAAGAGGAGGACAUGUUCGUCGAGGCCCUGCUUCAGACCUGCACCCAGGACCACCACCCCGACGGCAUCAUCACCUACCACACGGUGCUUUCCACAACCAGGCACCCAAACCAGAGGGUGUAGGUGAUGCCCUGGGUGGUGGCCGACUGCGCCUUUGCUACCAGGGGGUUCCGGUUGGGGAGGAGCUACUCUUUGUCUGUCCGAGCUCUGUAUGAUGGAUCUGUUUGGGGGAGUCGUGAUGCUGGAAUAUUGGAACUGACCAGUACUGAGUCCAGCACCACCACUGUCUUUUCUUUUCUUUUUGAGGGUGAUCUUUAACACCCGGGAAAGCCACUGGGGAGCCCUUGAUGCAGCAUCACCAGACCCCCCUCAUCACUGGAAAGAUACUCAUCUGCUGCAUGCAGAUGUGACUCUGAGGAACCAUCGUGUUCCUGUGAUGAGAACAAAGAAUCCAGCAAAUGUUUUUCUUUUCUUUUUUUUUUAAAAUUUUUUUCUUUUUUUUUCCCCUGUAAGAUUUUGUAUUGGUUGGUUUUAUUAAAAAUAUUGAAACGUUCA
Messenger RNA from Trichomycterus rosablanca, 938 nucleotides. Its product is annotated as cytoplasmic polyadenylation element-binding protein 1-like. The transcript is spliced from 8 exons. The coding region runs from base 17 to 598 and encodes 193 amino acids. Gene Ontology annotation, biological process: negative regulation of cytoplasmic translation. Gene Ontology annotation, molecular function: translation factor activity, RNA binding; ribosome binding; mRNA regulatory element binding translation repressor activity. The record is from RefSeq and is a predicted model, not a curated record. Gene Ontology annotation, cellular component: nucleus; synapse; cytoplasm. Lineage: Eukaryota; Metazoa; Chordata; Actinopteri; Siluriformes; Trichomycteridae.